Molecule: messenger RNA, 1311 nt
Organism: Eruca vesicaria subsp. sativa (arugula)
Lineage: Eukaryota; Viridiplantae; Streptophyta; Magnoliopsida; Brassicales; Brassicaceae
Source: the annotation of a GenBank genome assembly
AUGAGCUCUCCUUACCUCCUGGUAAUAUCAGCAUGCCUCCUCAUAGCAGUCUUUGCUUACCAUUCCUUCAAACCAACAUCUAUAUACCUCAUUGACUUCUCAUGUUACCAACCUCCAGACUUCUUACGAUCUCCAAUCUCCAAUUUCAUUGAGCAUCUUAACCUAUCAGGUAUAUUUGACAGAGAAUGCCUUGACCUCCAGCAGAAGAUUCUAGAACGUUCAGGGAUUGGAGAUGACGCGUGCGUCCCUGUAACAGUCCAUGAGAUUCCACCACACUCUUCUCUCUCAGCAUCCAGAGAAGAAACUCAUGACAUCCUCUUCACUGUUGUCCAAGACCUUUUCUCAAAACACAAGAUAGAUCCAAAGAGUAUUGACAUCCUUGUCUCUAACUGCAGCCUCUUCUGUCCUUCUCCAUCCAUAACCUCCAUCAUCAUAAACAAGUUUGGCAUGAGGAGCAACAUAAAGAGCUUCAGCUUGAGUGGAAUGGGCUGCAGCGCCGGGCUUCUAUCGAUAAACCUAGUAAAAGAUCUUAUGAAAAUUCAUAGUGGCUCUUUGGCUUUAGUGUUGAGCAUGGAAGCAGUGAGUCCAAAUGGUUACAAAGGGAAGUGCAAGUCAAUGCUCAUCGCUAACACAAUCUUCAGAAUGGGUGGAGCAGCGAUUCUUCUCUCCAACAGAGAGCAAGACAGGGACAAGGCGAAGUAUAAACUCCAGCAUCUUAUCAGAACUCAUCUCGGAUCAGAUAAUGAAUCUUAUGAGAGUGUAAUGCAGGAGGUUGAUGAGGAAGGACUAGUGGGAGUAGCUUUGUCUAAGCAGCUUGUGAAAGUAGCAUCAAAGGCCUUGAAGAUCAACGUGGUGGAGUUAGGCCCUAAGGUGUUGCCUUACUCAGAGCAGCUCAAGUACAUAAUCUCAUUCAUCAAAAGAAAAUGGGGAAAGGAUAAGAAGGAGAAGGAAGUGUACACACCGAACUUCAAGAAAGCUUUUGAGCAUUUCUGUAUACAUGCAGGAGGAAGAGCGAUAAUAGAAGGUGUGGAGAAGCAUCUGAAGCUGGAGAAAGAAGAUGGAGAAGCGUCAAGGACGACGUUGUAUCGGUAUGGGAACACAUCUUCGUCUUCUUUGUGGUAUGAGCUGCAGUACUUGGAAGCUAAAGGUAGAAUGAAGAAGGGAGAUAGAGUGUGGCAGAUUGGGUUUGGAAGUGGGUUUAAGGCUAACAGUGCUGUUUGGAAAUGUAUUUCUGAGAUUGAUUCAAGAGAGAAGAAUGCAUGGUCUGAUAGAAUCCAUUUGUAUCCGGUUUGUGGAGAUGCAUCAGGUUAG